Molecule: messenger RNA, 1577 nt
Organism: Elaeis guineensis (African oil palm)
Lineage: Eukaryota; Viridiplantae; Streptophyta; Magnoliopsida; Arecales; Arecaceae
Product: 2-methyl-6-phytyl-1,4-hydroquinone methyltransferase 1, chloroplastic
Biological process (GO): methylation
Molecular function (GO): 2-methyl-6-phytyl-1,4-benzoquinone methyltransferase activity
Source: RefSeq, a predicted model, not a curated record
ACUCCGCAAAAUCUGUGGUGGUAGACUUUUCGUUUCAAUACGCACCCAGUCCUGGGCUCAGGAACGCUGCGGUAUCGUCUCUCUUCAAUGCCUCCCUUCUUCCUCCCAUCUCAAACCCCUUGGAAUUUGCAAUUCUUGGAUUUUCUUCAGCUGUUCAUGGAAAACUACCUUUUUUUCCCAGUAGAAAUAGAGCUGUGAACCGUCCAAGAUCGGAUUUUUCUCUCGGGUUUUCCUCCCUUUACCAUUCCAUGGCUUCCUCGGUGCUUAAUGGAGCGGAGAACCUUCCUCUCUCUACGGGAAGAGCCCCCAGUGGACUGGGCUUCUUGGGGUCCUCUCUCCAUGGAAGACGCCUCCCAAAGAUGGGAAUGGUGCCCUUUAAUGGGAAUUCUAGGACUAGAACCAUGGUACCCAAAUGUAGCCUCUCAUCUUCUAGGCCGGCCAACCAGCCCAGGUUCAUUCAGCACAAAAAGGAGGCUUUUUGGUUCUAUAGGUUCCUUUCCAUAGUGUAUGACCACGUCAUAAACCCUGGGCACUGGACUGAGGACAUGAGGGAUGAUGCUCUGGAGCCGGCCGAUCUCUUUGAUCCUAGGUUAAAGGUGGUGGAUGUGGGUGGUGGAACGGGAUUCACCACUUUGGGGAUCAUCAAGCAUGUGCACCCCAAGAAUGUUACAAUUCUGGAUCAGUCACCCCACCAGCUUGCCAAGGCAAGGCAGAAGGAGGCCCUCAAGGAGUGCACCAUCAUUGAGGGAGAUGCCGAGGACCUCCCUUUCCCCACUGACUCCGUGGACCGUUAUAUCUCCGCCGGAAGUAUCGAAUAUUGGCCUGAUCCGCAACGUGGAAUCAAGGAAGCAUAUAGGGUGUUGAAACUUGGAGGAAUAGCUUGUGUGAUCGGUCCUGUAUACCCAACCUUCUGGCUCUCUCGCUUCUUUGCUGACGUGUGGAUGCUUUUUCCUAAGGAAGAAGAAUACAUUGAGUGGUUUCAAAAGGCUGGAUUUAAGGAUGUUAAAUUGAAAAGGAUCGGUCCCAAAUGGUACCGUGGUGUUCGUCGGCAUGGUCUGAUUAUGGGAUGCUCUGUUACGGGUGUGAAAAGAGCAUCUGGGGAUUCUCCUUUGCAGCUUGGUCCAAAGGCUGAGGACGUGAAGCAGCCUGUGAAUCCAUUCGCCUUCCUCACUCGCUUCAUCUUAGGUACCAUCGCAGCAGCAUACUUUGUGUUGGUGCCCAUUUAUAUGUGGAUUAAAGAUCAGAUUGUCCCCAAGGGAAUGCCAAUAUGAGAGAGAGGGAGAGAGGCUGGAAAGGACAGCAUGGUUUGUGUUAAUCAAAUAAUGCAUGUACUGCUCCAUGUAGGCGCUUCUAUAUUGUCUUUACUGCAUUGAUACCUUUAUUAGAUAAAUCAGGAUUAGCUGAUUAGGAGAACAAUAAUCAUAUCUGAUGGUGCUUUUAUGUGUGUGUGUGCUAUGUGUGCUAUACAAAGACAGCACAUUGUCAUCUAGCAGAAAGCAAUUUGCCAUAUACAUAUGCAGGAUAUGGUACCCCAAUUAGAAUGUAUAAUGCAGUUAUGAGCUGAUGCCUCUGCUUGC